Prunus armeniaca (apricot) is the source of this 1089-nucleotide messenger RNA. The record is from the annotation of a GenBank genome assembly. NCBI's taxonomy places the organism in Eukaryota, Viridiplantae, Streptophyta, Magnoliopsida, Rosales, Rosaceae.
AUGACCAAGGGCGAAGUGCAAGUUAAUCUCUUAGUAAAUUCAGCACCUCGGCCUUCCUUUGUCAGAAUUCAGGAGAUGGGUAUGGAAACUACCAAAAAUAAUGUGAAAUCGAAUCAAGUGUUGAAAAAGAAAACAAGAAGGAGACGUAGGACGAAGAAAUCAAAUCUACUGCAAGAUAUUAGUCUAUCUGAUAACCUGCGUCAGGAAUAUGGUCAGAGUGACACUAAGCAUAUGCAUAGAUUGUCAACUUUAAGUCUAGUUGAUGAAAGAAGUGAUGACAUAGUAGUUAUUUCAUCAGGAGCUGUUAAAACUAUGAAUGAAGUGGACCACAGCUCAGGGAUUUCAAAUAGGUCAAUUGUGAGAGCACCUGUUUGUGAUAUAGAGAAAAAGCUUCUUAUUCUUGAUAUUAAUGGACUACUUGCGGAUAUAGUCUCUCCUCCUCCAAAGGGACUUGCAUCUGACAAACGAAUUGCAGGCCGGGCAAUUUUCAAGAGGCCCUUCUAUCUUGAUUUUCUUAAGUUCUGCUUUGAGCAUUUCGAAGUGGGUGUGUGGUCUUCAAGAUCCAAGAGAAUUGUGGAACGAGUGCUUGAUUAUCUGAUGGGUGAUAUGAAGCACAAGUUGCUGUUUUGUUGGGAUCUAUCCCAUUGCACUGCAACAGGUUUCAGGACUCAAGAAAAUAGGCAUAAGACCUUGGUUUUUAAGGAACUGAGGAGAAUAUGGGAAAAACACGACCCUAGUCUUCCAUGGGAGAAGGGCGUUUAUAAUGAAUCAAAUACAUUGUUGUUGGAUGAUUCCCCCUACAAAGCCUUGCUUAAUCCUGCACAUACUGCAGUCUUUCCUCAUCCAUACACGUUCCAACGAGGGAGCGACACUUCGUUAGGUCCUGGAGGUGAUCUUCGGGUCUAUCUGGAAGGGUUGGCUGCUGCUGAAAAUAUACAGGAGUUUAUAGAGCAAGAGCCAUUUGGCCAAAGUCCUAUUAAUGAAAGUAGUGCAUCUUGGCCCUUCUACCUCAGGGUUCUUAGUACGGUGUAUGCUGUAGAUACCACCAACGUGACCAACAUGACCUGUAAUUCUUCCGUUCUGCGUUAG